AUGUCAAAGAAGGCAAAACAUCACCAUCAUCACAGUCCCCAACAAAGCCAUUCGGCAAUAACUUCACAAAUACCACAACAAAAUAGUCUCCCACAUGAAGAUUUUUAUUCAGAUUGUUAUUCUACUUUUUCACAAGUGACCACUUCCACAAUAAAUGAUAUAGAUCAUUUACCAUAUGCUUUAAAUCUACGAACUCUUACCAUUAUUGUAGGUGUCACUAUUGGUGGACUUCUCUUUGGUUAUGAUACUGGAGUUAUCUCGGGAGUUCUAUUAUACUUGAAACCAUCUGAUUUACAUCGAUCGAGUAUUACAGACUUACAGAAAGAAUUUAUCACCGCUAGUACAGGUGUUGGCUCCUUUGGUGGGUCAUUAGUUGCUUUCAAGAUUGCUGACCGCUACGGUCGAAGAAUCACAUUAGCCAUAUGCUGUGCUAUUUUUAUACUCGCAUCAGUAUUGAUGUCUAUGGCCCGUACUUUGAAUAUACUGAUAUUUGGAAGGUUGAUCGUGGGAAUAGCCAUCGGAGUAGCUGCACAAUGUAUUCCGAUAUAUUUGAGUGAAAUUUCUCCAGCCAGCAUACGUGGGUUCAUAUUAACUUUAAAUUCGGUUGCUAUCACAGGAGGUCAAUUAUUAUCAUAUAUUAUUUCUUAUUCAGUAAGGAAUGCCAAUCAUUCAUGGAGGUAUUUAUUUGGUAUUGCUGCACUACCAGCAUUAUUAUUCAUAUUAAUACUUGAUUUCAUUCCAGAAUCACCAAGAUGGUUAGCUCAUACUCAUCAAUACGCAGAAGCACAGAAUUCAUUGAGAAUGUUAUACCCUAAUGCUAAUUCGCUUCAAAUAAACUUACAAUUAAGGAAAUUAUUGAUGGCUUUAAAUAAGUUACAAAGGUAUGAACAAAAUCAUUCUGAGGUGGAUUCAAGAACACCUCUACUGGAAAGGUCCAAUAGUCAAACAUGGCCAUCUUCUAUUUUACCACAAAAUUUUGCACGAAUAAGGGCAGAUACGAGAGUUAGUAAUGAUGAACAUUCAAUAAGACGACAACUACCAGUCCCAUCUCAAAAUAAUAGGAGAAAGAAGAUGGAACCGAAGACUAAAAGGGCUUUAAUUAUAGGAUGUGUUCUUAUGUUUUUCCAACAGAUAUCAGGUUUUAAUGCUUUCAUGUAUUAUUCACCAAUAAUAUUCUCAAAACUCGAAACAGAAAAUCCCUUGAUCCCAGCAAUGAUAAUUGCGGCCACAAAUUUUAUAUUUACAUUUGUUGCCUUAUUUCUUGUGGACUCAUUAGGUAGAAGGGCAAUCUUAUUGUAUACAAUUUGGAUAAUGAUCCUCGGAUUAUUGUUAGCUAGUAUAGGAUUUGAUCAUAACAAUAUUAAUUUAUUGUUAAUCUCAUUAAUCAUAUAUGUUGCAGGAUAUGCAUCCGCAUUAGGGACCGUACCUUGGAGCUCUGUAGAAUUUUUACCUUUGAACCAAAGGGCAUUCGGUGCUUCAUGCAUAUCUUGCACAAACUGGUUUACAAACACCUUAGUAUCGUUGACAUAUUUGAGUGUUAUGAACUCUGUAGGUAACGAAAACACAAUGUUAGUAUUUGCAUUCUUUAUGUUAUUAGCAUGGGGUUUCGUCUUUGUAUGGUACCCUGAAGUAAAAGGUUUGUCAUUGGAAGAAAUUGGUGAGGUAUUUUCUGAUGGUAUUGAUGUUCAUUAUAUAUACAGGAAUUACUAUUGA
Molecule: messenger RNA, 1713 nt
Organism: Maudiozyma saulgeensis
Lineage: Eukaryota; Fungi; Ascomycota; Saccharomycetes; Saccharomycetales; Saccharomycetaceae
Source: the annotation of a GenBank genome assembly